Messenger RNA from Penicillium salamii, 2388 nucleotides. NCBI's taxonomy places the organism in Eukaryota, Fungi, Ascomycota, Eurotiomycetes, Eurotiales, Aspergillaceae. The record is from the annotation of a GenBank genome assembly.
AUGCCCGCACCUUCCAACCCACAACCUUCUUCAGUAUCUGAUGAUCAAAUAAUUUCUCACUCGGAAGAACACUCACAUUACUCGGAAAUCAAUGGUCCUGGCGUUUCUUUGCCCAACCACCACAAUCUAGACAAAACACCAGAGGCUAGUUCCAUUGACUUGGCGGUGGAUGACCUUGGGAGAGGUGUGCAGGACAUCAGUUUUACUCUGAAAAAGCACAACGAGGGCGCCGGCUCUCUAAUUUCUCACCAAGAUCAUGGCCUGCUUAAGCGGGAGAAUUCAUUUGAGGAUGAUCGCACACAUCUUUCCACCUCGUCUACCAAAAUGACCAACUUCGAUUCGAAAAGUCUUGCCUCUGUGACAACCUUUGCCAUGGAUGAAAAAGACUCUGUACGACCUGAUGACAGCGCGAGCGUCCAAGCUAUCGAUGAAGAAGAGUCUCUCUCUGGGCACGCUUCUGGUGCACCAAACUCAGUAGCAGGCUCUGAAGCUGGCAGUCGUGCGUUCCGCGAGCAGUUCCGAGAUGGUAUUCCUACACGCUCACGUGGCAUCUUGCCUGUCCCCGGUCCUUUGUUCAAUGGCUCACAGCCAGUCAACGGGACGAUACCCCCGGAUUCAGUCGCGAACAAUUUUGUCAUGCCAGCCAAUCCAGACAGCAUUCAAGAUGGUCAGAAUCUCCAUGGAUAUCCUCUUGAGCCUGACGAGAAGCUUUUGGAGGCAAUGAAAUCACCCAAAGAUCGACUGUUAAUUCUACAGCUGGAGGAAAAGAUACGAUGCUUCAUCAAGAAUUGCACAGAGCAAUCCUUAGAACUGCCACCCUCCAACGCAUUUGGACGUCUUCUUGCCCACAAGCUUGGAGACUAUUAUCAUCUCACCCAUUUUGUUGAUAAUAAUGUCACCUCAGUCAGGCUUCAUCGCACGCCCUUCUGCCGACUACCCCCUCCCUUAUCUGCUGUACAUGCUGCCAGCAAUACUACCCCGCCUCCAGUUGUUCCAGCAAUGAAAAUCAUGCGACGAAAUGACGGAGGGCAAUUUGACGGAAGUAUGGGGGGCUCCUCAAACCCCUCAAAGGCCAAUUCGGAUGACGGUGACAGUGGGCCGGACGGAGAACGCAAUGGCUCUUCAUCUGGCGCUGCCCCUGCCAAAGAUCGGAUGGCGUUAACACGGGAAGAACGGGAGGCAAAAUACCACCAAGUACGCGAGCGGAUUUUCCGUGACUUCCCUGACUCUGCAAAGUCAGAGCCGACCAGUGGUGACUCAAAUCAAGACGUCUCGCGCUCUAGCUCCACAAACGGUCGCAAAAAGAACCCCAAGCAAAGGACCCCUGUUGAUGAUAGCUUCGAGGUUCGUUCUCAAUUCGAAAUCUGGUACCCUGGAGUACAAUACGGCAAUGGUCCAGCUUCAUACAAUACGCCAAUGAACGAAACCUCGACUGCCAACCAGGUACCCUACCUGGUUGGACCAGGUGUACCACCACCAGCGGGUGGCUACCUGCCAUCAGGGCAAACAGGUGCUAUACACUCGGGUCAAAUGCCAAUGAACGGACCACCGCAGUAUCCAGCUACAAUGUCACCUCAAAUGCCACCUAACGGCUCCUGGCAAGGUGUUGCCAUGCCACAGCAAUCGCCCUAUCCUGGAUACGCUUCAAUGAACCAGCCGGGGAUGAUGAACCAGCCGUCUUCGAACGCGUCCUCGCCAGCAGUGAGUAACUACGCUGUGCCCAAUCCCGCACCAUACCAACAAACCCCGAACUGGAACACCGCGCCCUACCAGCCGCAUUUCCAGCAGUCCCCACAGCAGCGAACUGGUCCUCCUGUCCAUUGGCCCAACUACCAACAACCUACGCCCUCUAACAUGCAACCCAACAUCGGUUCUAACAUGCCGCCCCAUAUGGGCACCAACAUGGGUGGAUAUCCUUAUGCUCAAUAUCCGGGUCAGCAUAUGAAUCAUGCAUUCCAGAACUCUUCUGCGACUCACCCCAUGCAGCCUGCAUAUCCUCGGUCACACUUCAACCCACAGACACGGUCAUUCGUCCCUGGUGGAGUUCCAACUGGGCGUCACCCGAGCCGACCUCCACAAAACUCGCAGUACGGCCUUAUGCAACCAGGACCCCAGAGCCAGUGGAACGGGUAUAGUGAAGCUACUGUCGGUCGACCUAUGGACCCAACACGGAUGCCCACGGGCCCCCGGGACUCAAUUGCCAAAUGGGGGACACCAUCCCACCUUCCUCCCAAACCUCCCCCAUCAGAGGUCCCGUCGGAUUUCAACAUGAAAAACCGAUCUGUCCCAGCGUCCGUACCUGCACACGUGCCAAUGUACGUCAACAACACAGCGCCCAACGGACCGCUUGUGGUCUCAGGGGGCGUCGCCCUCCCAAAACAGAAUUAG